AUGUCCCUGACGCAGAAUUUGCUGCAGGUGUUGAAGGCCAUGAAGGACGUCCACGGGUUUGGUAGAAUUUUGGAAAAAGUGACUCUUGUCUCUGCUGAUCCUGGGAAAGUGAUUUGUGAAUUGAAAGUAGAAGAGGAGCAUACCAAUAAAUUAGGCACGCUCCAUGGAGGCCUGACAGCCACCUCGGUGGAUAACAUGUCAACACUGGCUCUGCUAUGCACAGAAAGGGGAGCACCUGGAAUCAGUGUGGAUAUGAACCUAAUGUACGUGGCACCUGCUAAAAUAGGAGAGGUCGUAGUGGUCACAGCACGUGUUCUGAAGCAAGGAAGAACCCUUGCAUUUGCCUCUGUGGAUCUGACCAACAAGACCACAGGAAAAUUAGUAGCACAAGGCAGACACACACAACACCUUGGAAGCUGA
Talpa occidentalis (Iberian mole) is the source of this 420-nucleotide messenger RNA. RefSeq names its product acyl-coenzyme A thioesterase 13-like. The coding region runs from base 1 to 420 and encodes 139 amino acids. Lineage: Eukaryota; Metazoa; Chordata; Mammalia; Eulipotyphla; Talpidae. The transcript has a single exon. Gene Ontology annotation, molecular function: fatty acyl-CoA hydrolase activity. The record is from RefSeq and is a predicted model, not a curated record.